Dissoconium aciculare CBS 342.82 is the source of this 765-nucleotide messenger RNA. RefSeq names its product peptidyl-prolyl cis-trans isomerase pin4. Lineage: Eukaryota; Fungi; Ascomycota; Dothideomycetes; Mycosphaerellales; Dissoconiaceae. The record is from RefSeq and is a predicted model, not a curated record. Bases 34 to 393 code for a protein of 119 amino acids. The transcript has 2 exons. Gene Ontology annotation, molecular function: DNA binding; peptidyl-prolyl cis-trans isomerase activity. Gene Ontology annotation, biological process: rRNA processing.
AUUACAACCAUUCACAUUUGCCUCCGUCACACCAUGGCUCCCAAGGGCAAAGCUAAAGCAAAGGAAGCAACCUCUGAGAAAGGUUCUAGCAGCAAAGUGAAAGGCGCACAGAGCAUUAAUGUCCGCCAUAUUCUAUGUGAAAAGCAUUCCAAGAAAGAGGAAGCGCUCGCGAAACUCGUCGCUGGGACUAAGUUCGACGAAGUAGCUCGCGAGUUUUCGGAGGACAAAGCCCGCGCAGGUGGAGCACUUGGCUGGAAGACCCGCGGAGAUCUUAUGCCUGAAUUUGAAGCCAUUGCCUUUGAGCUGGAAGCGUCAACGACCAGCAACCCGAAAUAUGGCGAAGUGAAAUCGUCAGAAGGCUACCACAUCGUGAUGGUGGAGGGCCGUAAAUAGUCUCCUGCGAGAAAGCUCAUAGUCUUGUACGGCUCUGAAAUUUGGAAAGACAACCUUCCACUGUCUUGGCUUGAGGCCACCUGGUGAGGCGGGCAGGCUUGCGAGUGCCGAAUGUUUCCAGCGUUUGCAUUGCUCCAGUGUCGAAUGAAUGAAAUUGAGCAGUGGAAGUGGAGAGAUUGAUAUGCUUCAUUUUUCGUCUAUUUCCAUUUCCCCUUCGUCAUCAUCUCUCUCCACAGCUGGCGCUGGACCGACUGGCAGCACCAUCUUCUCCAUACAGAUCAUGCGCACUCGCUCCAUCGGAAGCCCCAUGCCGAUAGACAUGUAGUGAAUGAGCGGUGGAUGGCCCACAAUGCUGGCAUAUGAAUCUCGGGC